UCAGAAUUUCAAUUAACCAAACCAGGAAGAGAAAAAAUCUGUCGAGCGCCGGUUCUCUCUCCAUUUCCGAUGGCUCUCCUUCUCUUCACCUCUCGCAUUCCGUCUGCAUUCUCUGAGAACCGUAAACUUCUCUCAUUCUCUACGGUCUUCUCUACCUCCACUACUGAACACCCCACAAUCGCCUUCUUCUCCGUGUCUUAUUCCAGACUCCAUCGGUUCCCUGCCCUUCGCUCCCGAUCCUCUGAUUCCGGUGGCACUUCCGGUCCCGUAAACCGCAGAAAGGGUGGUUCUAAAAACGCCUCCGGAAAGCCCUCCAAGAUCACUGAUGAGUGGGGUGAGGAGUCUGAGCCUGAAACAACGCCUACGAAGCUGCCGGAUGCGGACCCUCCUAAAUAUGAGGACGAGUGGGAGGAAGGUGGAGCUGACGAUGAGGCUAUCGACCAAGGAAAUGGAACUCCGGCUGCGACGAUCAAGGACCAGACUGUAGGUGUGGAUGAUAAGCUACUGGGCCUGAAGCAAGCUUUGGUGGACACCGUUUAUGGGACUGAAUUUGGAUUUCGAGCUCGGUCGGAAGUGAGGGCUGAGGUCUCCGAGCUGGUGAAUCAGUUGGAAGCGGCAAAUCCUACUCCAGCGCCGGUGGAGGAGCCUAGGCUUCUCAAUGGAACUUGGGUAUUGUUGUACACUGCAUCUUCUGAACUGUUGCCUCUUCUAGCAGCAGGGUCAACACCACUGUUGAAAGUAGACAAGAUAUUACAAACAAUUGAUACUGAUAGCUCCACUAUUGUAAACUCAACCACAUUAUCUAGCCCUUUCAACUACUUGUCUUUCAGUGCAUCUGCGUCAUUUGAAGUGCGGAGUCCCACAAGAAUACAGGUCACAUUUAAAGAAGGCACCAUACAACCGCCAGAAAUAAAGUCAAGAAUUGAUCUGCCAGAAAAUAUAGACAUUUUUGGCCAGAAGCUUAGCCUAUCACCUGUGCAACAAACUCUCAGUCCUCUGCAGGAUUUGGCAAUGAACAUCUCACGCACUAUUUCUGGUCAGCCACCCCUUAAGAUCCCCAUUCCAGGCGAGAGGACAAGUUCGUGGCUUAUCACUACUUACCUUGAUGGCGAUCUGAGAAUCUCUAGGGGGGAUGGUGGUCUUUUCAUCCUUGCCAGGGAAGGGAGUCCGCUUCUAGAUUAGUAUGAAAGUAAUCAUAUAUCAUUAUCCGUGGUCUUCUUUCCUCCCUUAGAGGUACAUACAAAAUAAUCUGUUGUUUUCCCCUGAAUUACUGACAUGUUUAAUGGAGAAAGAAAUCUGGUGUCACGUGGUAAUUCAGCGUUGAUGGAUUUUUACCAAGAGUUCCUCUGAUAUAUUGAGAAGGAGGAAGUAAUAUGAAUCAAUUUAGUUCAGUUCUGCACAUCCCAGUAAGUCUGUGUUUUGCGUGUGCGUGCUCCAGAGCAUGAACUAAAUUCCAUGCACCUCAUGAACAGGGGUUUUACUGUUUCAAUCACCAUUAGUGAUUAGUUUCACUCUGUACUAGUGUUUCCUAGAAAUACGCACAUGGAAAUAGAUUCCAUAUGGAUGCCAA
This is a messenger RNA of Neltuma alba, 1570 nucleotides long. Its product is annotated as plastoglobulin-1, chloroplastic. Bases 70 to 1182 code for a protein of 370 amino acids. The transcript is spliced from 3 exons. Lineage: Eukaryota; Viridiplantae; Streptophyta; Magnoliopsida; Fabales; Fabaceae. The record is from RefSeq and is a predicted model, not a curated record.